ACUUCCGGUUCAUAAGAAACGAAUUGUCUGCUGAGUAAAAUUACUUGGUUUGUGUUUUUAAUUUCGUACACGUUUUACAUUAAUGGUUGAAAGUAAAUACAGUCCAAAAACUAUACCAAACUCAUUUUGUCUUGGGUUUCUGAAAAAAAUUAUUAAGCUACACAUACGUUUACGCUGAUAAUACUAAAGUAAGUCACUCAGCUAGAUUCACUGUACUGUGGCACUGUCACACUGACUGUGUGUGAGUGGUGCCGGUGGUAUGGUGUUGUGUUGUUACACUCAACUGUGUAGUAGUGUGUAGUGUUGCGGCGUAAUUCAAUUCAAUUAUUAAUUUGUUAGAAUUACAGUAUUAUUUAGUGCCUAAACUUUCUCAUUUGAACCGAACGAAAAUUCAGUAAUACUUAUUAGUCUUAACUCUUUCUCUGCGGUAUAUUUUUAUAGAAAAAAAUGUACUUUUUUUCCAAGAGUGAAUGAAAAAAGAGUGAGAGGUUGGAUUUAUUAAAAAAUACUUUAUAAGCCUAAACUUGAUAUCAAAAGAAAGAUAAUUGAAAGGCCUAGGCUAUAUCAUGCUAUAUGUUGUUGUAAACUUAUUUCUUUAGACUAGACACUUAAGUUUAGUUUAAAUAAAAUAAGUUACAGAAAAGAACCAUAAGAUGUGAAAACAUUUUAUGCUAAACCAUUUUUUCCCCAAACCCUAUGACAGAUGUACGCAUACCUCAUCUUCACUUCUAUAACUCAAAUCCUCUAAAACUACUACUAUUUUUGGAAUCAUGAGAUCGAUCUAAAUAAAAAUCAUCUUCACUAUCAAAAGAAAUAGUAUAAAACAAUUCCAAAGCUUUUUGAGCUGUUAAUCGUCUAGGAAACUUACUCACCUAGUAGGGCCUAGAGUAGCCAUAGCAACAGUAGAAAAAAGUGAAGAAAAUCAUUAAAAUAAUGCUUCAAAUGACAACAUAUAAACCUUGGUUUCAUUUAUAAACAAUGAAGUACCAAUCUGCCAAUCUUCUAUGUAAAAGUGUUAUUUAAAAAUAGCUCUAAAAGGUUUAACCAAGAAAUAGCAAAGAAGCAAACAUGAUAUUGAAACAACCCACAGCACGUUGGUCCGUGCUUUUGAGAACGGCGGAUGAACGCAGUGUGUGUUAGUGUGUUGUUCAGCAACGAAAGAGUUAACCAGUGUCGAAUCUUUUUUCCGUCAUUCAUAGCUGCCUCUGAAACUGAAUGAUUAAUAAUUAAUUAUUUUUUAUUAUUAUAUUGUCAAAAUCAUAAGACUAAGUAAUCAUAAGUAAUAAGGAGUGACAGUAAUCAGUAAAAAAUAAUGCCAUGAAUUUGUUGAAGGCAAUCAUUUAUAAUCAGUGACUGUGAUAAAGGCUGUCAACAAGAAUUUUCCAUUCAUCUCAGUCUGUGGUUUCCAGUUUCUUCCACUUUUAGGUGUGUAACAGACCAAGUUGGCUGUGAUUUUUCACACGACCCUAAUAUUCAUUCUUAUGACAUUUUAGUAAUUUUAUCAGAACGUUGUGAAUCACGAGAAAGCGGGAACUAGUUUUUAUAGCGGAAGUAGAAUACAUGCUUAAGUAGAGCAGGAGUCCAUGAUUGUUUCUUGAAGGUGUCGGACAUGUUGAAUUUUUCUUGUAUGGAUUAUUAAAGUAUUAUCUGAUGGAGUAAUGUGGAAUGUGUAUUAAUUCAUUGCAUCCUAUCAUUGUCACUAGGAUAUACUCAUAGCAAGAUUUAUUAUUCAACUCAUCUAUUAUAUGUAAUAAAGUACUGUAUAAAUUAUUGGACGUUACCACUUCGUUAUUGAGAGAGAGAACAGAUAAGUUUGGGGAGUGAAUGAAUCAAUUAUGCAAGUGAUAGCGGCAGGCCAUCCACUGCAGUAAUAGUUAACCAUGUUACCACCAAGGUCAUAUCGGUGAUAUAACAUGUUACAAGGUGUUAACUUGGGAUUACCCAGAUAUUUCCCUAUCCACCAACAUCUUUUCCAUUUGAUGUUUUUAAUUUCAGCAAUAGGCUCUUACUCUUGGUAUGUCUUGUCCAUUAAGUAUUUGUUGGUGAUGAUUUUUGGCCAUUUAAUGUUCAGGAUCUGUCUUAGGCAAGUUUUAGUGAAAGUCUGUAUUUUCUGCUUUUUAUGCUCACUGUUGUUGUCCAAUUUUGGCACCACCCUAUACAGACUAUCAUAAUUCAUUACAUUUAAAAGAAGACUAAAUUGAAUGUGAUUCAGUAAAGUGCCCUAACAAUAUUACUCAAAAAUUUCAGUUGGCUCGGCAACUUUUGUCUAUUUAUAAUUAGAUGUAGGCCUAUGUCCGGGCACUGUAUGUGUAUUCUAGUAUAUAAUUAUAGGUUUUAUUAUUUUUUGAUGAAAUAAAAUAGGCACAAUUUAAGGCUUUGCCCUGAUUGCAGUUGAAGACUUUACUCUGAAAUAUGAGUAUGAUGAUGAAUGUUAAAUAGAAAUUAUUCAAAGAUUUCAGUCUUUCAAAAAGUUUUAAGUUAUGCACAAGCAUCUACAUACUUAAAAUACAACUAUUUAAUUAAAAUGAUGCACUUUCAGUUAUAGUUAUUGAAUUAUUGUUUUGAAGUAGCAGUGUCCUAUAGAGCAGAAGAAAACUCAACAUUAAAAAAAGAACUAAAAUGAGGACUUAUAAUGAAGAACUGAAGUUUGUGGAAAAGUCUGGCCCAUGUGGUUACCACAUUAGGAAAGGUUUUGUUGACAAUAUGAAGGUAAUAUUUUCAGAUAUAAUCUAGCCUUUCUUGAUUUGUUUAAUAAUAUAUAUUAACUGCUGAAACUUGACUUUAAAAGUUAAAAUAAGUUGUUUUUUUAAGUACACUAUGAGUUGUUUCUUUAAUUGACUACUUAUCAACAUUAACAAAUAACAACAUGAAUUCAAUGAACAUAAACUGAUGAAUUUUAAAUUGACUUACGGAAAUAUAAAAAAUAUUAUUUAUAAUUAAUUUUUUUCUGAAUGGAAUUUUUAUUAUUUCAAUGUCCAGAAUUUGAAAAAUAUUAAUAAUAAAAAUGCUUAAAGUUUUGCAAAGCUUUUGCUAUGAUGUUAUAUUUUGAUUUAAAUUCGAAUUUGCAAAAUAACAAUUGACUUUUUAAAUCAAUAAUUUUUUUAUUCAAAAUAUUCUAUCAUUUCUUCGUUGUUUUUUUUAUUUCAGUUGCUGCUACAAUUUAUUUGUUGGCUUUGGAUUCUCUUAAAUUUAUUUUCCUAAAAUAUAUAUUUCUAUAUUCAUUUUUAAAUCAUUUAGUUUUGUUCUUGUUUAGGUUGAAGGGUACUUCUAUGCCAACAAGGCCCUUGAAAAGCUCAUGUUUGAUGAGCUGAAGCAGUCCUGCAAUAGUAAAGGCUUUGGUGGCUUCUUGCCCGGUAUGAAACAGAUAGCUAAUGUAGCAGCACUGCCAGGGAUCGUUGGGGUAAGUAACACAUGGUAGGACAUUUUUUUUAAAAAAUGGUUUUCUUAAAAAAUUAUUUAUAAAUAAAUAUAUAGUGUAUAUAAAUAAGGAAUAUGUGUUAAUUUUUCUUUAGCGGGGACAAAGUUUCUUUUUAUAAUUUAAGACGAAUGUUUUUAAAACAGAAUUUUCAAAGUGAUAUUAGUUAUUAUUCACCACACCCACACACAAAAGAAUUGUAUUGGUCAUCUAGUUCAAACUUUAAGGUGAUCACAAAUGUCUUCCACUGUGUUGUACUAUGCAGUGAAAGCUGUUAUAAUGAACUCAAGUUGUACCUCAUACAUAAGUAUAAUAAACACAUGUUGUACUUGAUACAGAAAUACAAUAAACACAUGUUGUACUUCAUACAGAAAUAUAAUAAACACAUGUUGUACUUCAUACAGAAAUACAAUAAACACAUGUUGUACUUCAUACAGAAAUAUAAUAAACACAUGUUGUACUUCAUACAGAAAUACAAUAAACACAUGUUGUACCUCAUACAGAAAUACAAUAAACACAUGUUGUACUUCAUACAGAAAUACAAUAAACACAUGUUGUACUUCAUACAUAAAUACAAUAAACACAUGUUGUACCUCAUACAGAAAUACAAUAAACACAUGUUGUACUUCAUACAGAAAUAUAAUAAUGAUAAACACAUGUUGUACUUCAUACAGAAAUAUAAUAAACACAUGUUGUGCUUCAUACAGAAAUACAAUAAACACAUGUUGUACUUCAUACAAUAAUAAACGAAUAUUUUACUUCAUACAGAAAUACAAUAAACACAUGUUGUACUUCAUACAGAAAUACAAUAAACACAUGUUGUACCUCAUACAUAAGUAUAAUAAAUAGUAAUGGGACGAUUAAUCGGAAUCGUAUCGGAAUAAUCGAAAUAUCUGGAUUUUUCCAUAGCAUUGGGAAAGUUUGUUUUGAUAGAUGUAUUUAUAUAAAACCUUUCAAAGACAUUGUUAUCUAGCAUAUUGUCAAGCUUCAAUAGCAAGUUAAUAAACUUUUCUAAUCAAUUCUCAACUUUUAUAUUAAUUAAAUAUGUUAAUACCUGGGCACAGUAAUACGUAAUAAUAAUAAUAAUAAAGUUUAUUUAAAAAACACUCUUCAUCCCCAAAACCUCGAAGCGCGGUACAAAGUCAAACAUAUUAUAAAGAGAAAUAAAAACAAUCUGAAAUUUACCACAUUUAAAAAACAUACCUCAUACAAAAAUACAAUAAACACAUGUUGUACCUCAUACAGAAAUACAAUAAACACAUGUUGUACCCCAUACAGAAAUACAAUAAACACAUGUUGUACCUUAUACAGAAAUAAAAUAAACACAUGUUGUACCUCAUACAGAAAUAUAAUAAAAACAUGUUUAUAUUUCAGAGAUCUAUUGGCCUGCCAGAUGUUCACUCAGGAUAUGGUUUUGCCAUAGGUAUGCACACCCUUCUCCACAUCUGUUAACAAGAACAAAAAGCUUGGCAAAGCCAGCCAAUACAUAAUACGCCACGUCUAGGCUCUAUUGGCAAGUUUUCUAGAAUUGGACACUAAUUUUUAUCAUAUUUUUCAGAGUUGUAUUUGUUAAAAAAGUAAAAUGUUUAUUUCAUUUAUUUUUUUUAAUUUAGGUAACAUUGCAGCUUUUGACAUGAGUGAUCCUAAAUCUGUUGUCUCCCCUGGUGGGGUGGGAUUCGAUAUCAACUGUGGAGUGAGACUUCUGAGGACCAACCUUCACCUGCGGGAUGUGGAGGGGUUGAAGGAACAGCUGGCCCAGUGCUUGUUUGACCACAUUCCUGUUGGGGUGGGAUCCAAAGGGAUCAUUCCCAUGACAGCUCAGUGAGUUGAUGGAACAUUUAUAGAACAGUUAAUAGAUGAUUUAUAGAACAUUUAUUGAAUAAUUAAUGGAACAUUUAUGGAACAAUUAUUUGAACAUUUAUAGAACAAUUAAUAGAUCGUUUGAUCUUGCAUUGAUACAGUUCACCCAUUGAACCCUGCUCAAUAUUGAGUUCUGCUUGUUUUAUAAGUACAGUAAUGUGUAAACAGCAAUUCAUGAACUAGAUUUGGGGUUAUAUUGACUUCUACUUCAUAUAUAUGUAGAAAAAGUAGUCAGCUGCUUGAAAGGAAUUUUUAAUUUGAUAGUAAAAUAACUUACAAAUUACAAUAAUACUAGAAAGAUUCUUGCUUAUUUCACAAUGGGAUUACCUCGUUCUGGGUAAAAAUAAGAGCGUGCUGUGCUGUUUAUAAUGCAGACUCUUGAUUUUUUAAAAAUAUUACAACUCUCUAUAAAUAUCCUAAUUAUUUUAUACAAAGAAAUCUAGAAGAGGCCUUGGAAAUGGGAAUGGAUUGGUCUCUACGAGAAGGUAAGACACAGGACCAUAGCUUUAAAAUACUUCAUAUUUAAACUAGGAAAAAUGUUUUCAUUGAGGUUUUACUACAGAAACAGAGUGCCAAUAGACUUAAGCUUUUUCUCUGGUUGAUGACAUUUAUAGCCGUUAUGUGAAAUGAAAGGCUAAUUUCAAUACAGCAGGCAAGGUUUGGGUUUACUAUUUUGUUGACAAGGUUUCAUAUGUUUCUGUAAUGUUAUAUGUUCUUGACAGGGCUUAAUAUGUUGCUGACUGUGUUUAAUAUGUUGCUGGCUGUGUUUAAUAUGUUGUUGAUUGGGUUUAAUAUGUUGCUGACUGUGUUUAAUAUGUUGCUGACUGUGUUUAAUAUGUUGCUGACUGUAUUUAAUAUGUUUUUGACUGGGUCUAAUAUGUUGCUGACUGGUUUAAUAUGUUGUUGACUGUGUUUAAUAUAUUGCUGAUACUGAUUGGGUUUAAUAUGUUGCUGACUGGGUUUAAUAUGUUGCUGACUGGGUUUAAUAUGCUGUUGACUGGGUUUAAUAUGUUGUUGACUGGGUUUAAUAUGUUGUUGACUGGAUUUAACUUGUUGCUGACAAUAUAAGAUUAUUUAUUCUCCCAUUAGGAUACGCAUGGGCUGAAGACAAGGAACACUGUGAGGAGUAUGGGAGAAUGCUUCAGGCAGACCCAUCCAAAGUGAGCAGCAGGGCCAAGAAAAGGGGUUUGCCUCAGGUAUUUAAUAACACAGCCCAUCUGUGCUAUGUUCAAAUGUCUUGAUGUUGUUGGUUUUUUAAAUAUUCCUACUGAUCUGUUAGAACCUCUUAAAUAUCUGUUUCAUAAUGUUCUUCAAAUGUGUUAAUACUUGCAAUAUAAUUUUUAGAGUUAAUGGAAUUUAAAAAGUUAUAUAAAAAAAGCCAAAAUGUGAAUAAGGGGGAAAGUGAAUAAAACCAGGGGCAGUCAGAAUAAGAUUCAUUGACACACAUAUAGUUCAUCUUUAAGUCUUGGUCUAUCAUUUUAUCAUUUAAACUGUAUGGUAACUUCACCAUUCACUUUCUUCUCACAUCAUUUAAACAUUAUGAAGUUUUUAAGGAAUAUUCAACAAUUACUUUCUUCUCAUAUCAUUUAAACAUUAUGAUGUUAUUAAGGUAACUUCACCAUUCACUUUCUUGUCAUAUCAUUUAAAUAAUAUGAUGUUAUUAAGGUAACUUAUGAUGUUAUUAAGGUAACUUGUGAUGUUAUUAAGGUAACUUCACCACUCACUUUCUUGUCAUAUCAUUUAAACAUUAUGAUGUUAUUAAGGUAAAUUCACCAUUCACUUUCUUGUCAUAUCAUUUAAACAUUAUGAUGUUAGUAAGACAACUUCACCAUUCACUUUCUUCUCAUAUCAUUUAAAUAGUAUGAUGUUAUUAAGGUAACUUAUGAUGUUAUUAAGGUAACUUAUGAUGUUAUUAAGGUAACUUAACCAUUCACUUUCUUGCCAGCUUGGAACACUGGGGGCUGGCAAUCACUAUGCAGAGAUUCAAGUUGUAGAGGAAAUUUAUGACAAGUACGCUGCUAAGAAAAUGGGUGUGGAUUUCAAGGAUCAGGUGUGUGUCAUGAUACACAGUGGUAGUCGAGGUAUGGGGCAUCAAGUGGCCACAGGUAAUUACUAAAUGGUCUAGGCAUGUGACAUUAGGUGCCACAGGUAAUUACAAAAUACUUACAUCGUGAGUUUUAGUGUAUAAAAAAAUGUAAGUUUGUGUUAUUUAAUUAAAUAAAUCUGGGAUCUUUAAUUGUUAAUAUUGAAAUAAAUCGAGGAUAAUUUAUUGUUGAUAAUGGAAUAAAUUAGGAUGUUUUAUUGUUGAUAUUGAAGUAAAUCAGGAUGUUUUAUGGCAUAUGACAAAAUGUAGUAUGGUUCAAUGGUUCUUAAAUGUAUAUCAAAAAGUUAUGCACCAAGUAGUAAGAAUUUUCUAGGCAUUCCUUUGUUGUCAUGAUGUGAAAGUUCCUAAAUUUAUUCAUUAGAAGUGAGGUAUUUUUUACUUUGAUUUUAUUGCUGUUGCUCACAUAAACCAUGCAGCUGAAGGCGUCUCUGCUAUUCAGAAAGAUUUAGGAUAGUUUUGGUUGGGAUCAUACAGUAUGAUGUUAAUGAUAUAAUACAUUUUAUCUAACAUAAGUAGUUAACAAAAUUUCUGACAAAUCUAUUGUGUUAAAAUUGUUACCUUAAAACUUCUAAUAUGUUUUUUGUUCCAGAUGCUCUUGUAGCAAUGGAAAAGGCAAUGAAGCGGGACCAGAUAGACGUCAAUGAUCGCCAGCUUGCAUGUGCUCACAUUCAGUCUGUAGAAGGGCAAGAUUAUCUUAAAGCUAUGGCAUCUGCCGCUAACUAUGCUUGGGUCAAUAGAACUAGUAUGACAUUUCUCACUAGACAGGUACAUGCGUCAAUAGAAUUAUGAUAUUUCUCACUGAAUGUAAUAUAUAUAAUAUAAUUUUUUUUUUUUUAAACAAACCUUUUUUAACCUUCUUGCACCAGUGAGAUAUGAUUUUCUUAAACAUUUUUUUAUAAUUUUCUCACAAAAAUUUUUUUUUAUACAUUCUUACAAAAAAUUUUUUUUAGAUUAUUACAAACAUUUUUUAUUAGAUUCUUAAAAAACAUUUUGUGUUAGAUUAUUACAAAUAUUUUUAUUAGAUUCUUGCAAACAUUUUUUAUUAGAUCAUUACAAACAUAUUUAUUAGAUCAUUACAAACAUUUUUUAUUAGAUCAUUACAAACAUUUUUAAUUACAUUCUUACAAACUUUUUUACUAGAUUAUUACAUUUUUUAUUAGAUUAUUACAAACAUUUUUAUUAGAUUCUUACAAUCUAAUUGAAAAAUGUUCGUAAUAACCUAAUAAAAAAAUUUAAAAAUUUUUGUUAUAAUCUAAAAAAAAAAUGUUUGUAAGAAUCUAAGAAAAAAAUGUUCUUACAAACAUUUUUUAUUCAAUUCCUACAAAACAUUUUUUAUUAGAUUCUUACAAACAUUUUUUAUUAGAUUAUUACAUUUUUUAUUAGAUUAUUGCAAAAAGUUUUUAUUAGAAUAUUACAAACAUUUUUAUUAUUAAAUUCUUACCAAACAUUUUCCUUGUAGUUCAAUACAAAUUGAGUUUCAUUCCUUGCUUGUUAUUUCCCAGGCCUUUGCUAAAAUGUUUAACAGUACUCCUGAUGACCUUGACAUGCAUGUCAUUUAUGAUGUGUCUCACAACAUUGCCAAAGUGGAGGAGCAUUUCAUUGAUGGCAAACAGAAAACUUUGUUAGUCCACAGGAAAGGUUCCACACGUGCCUUCCCGCCACAUCAUCCACUCAUCCCAGUGGAUUAUCAGGUAAAUCUGCCCUCCCACCACAUCAUCCACUUAUUCCAGUGGAUUAUCAGGUAAAUCUGCCCUCCCAACACAUCAUCCACUUAUUUCAGUCGAUCAUCAGGUAAAUCUGCCCCCCAUAUUUUUCAAGAAUAAGUUCUAAUUUUCAUAGGGAUUUCACUUGUGGUCAUGAGUAAUUUUAAUGACUAUCAACAUUAUUUGGCUCCUUUAGAAACAACUGGCUUUUUGCUUUCAGCCUCUAGUUUUUUUAUUUAGUUACAUUUAUGGCAAUAUUUUGAAUAAUAUUUUUUCAGGAAGGCAAGUUGAAUUAUUAUUAUAUUUUUGGCCAAUGUCAAUGUCCAUUGUUUUAGUUGAUAAUCAUUCAUGUUGAUUGUUUUGUCACUAUUGAAAUGUAUGAUUGUUUUGUCACUAUUGAAAUGUAUGAUUGUUUUGUCACUAUUGAAAUGUUUGAUUGCUUUGUCACUAUUGAAAUGUAUGAUUGUUUUGUCACUAUUGAAAUGUAUGAUUGUUUUGUCACUAUUGAAAUGUAUGAUUGUUUUGUCACUAUUGAAAUGUAUGAUUGUUUUGUCACUAUUGAAAUGUAUGAUUGCUUUGUCACUAUUGAAAUGUAUGAUUGCUUUGUCACUAUUGAAAUGUAUGAUUGUUUUGUCACUAUUGAAAUGUAUGAUUGUUUUGUCACUAUUGAAAUGUAUGAUUGUUCCAACAGUUGACAGGCCAACCAGUGCUCAUUGGAGGAACUAUGGGAACAUGUAGUUAUGUAUUGACAGGAACAGACCAGGGAAUGGUGGAAACAUUUGGGACGACAUGUCAUGGAGCAGUAAGUCAACAUUCUUGAAGACUUUUUCCACAUACUUGGAGACUUUUUCACAUUCUCUGAGACUUUCAAAAUAAAAAGUUUUGAUUUUACAAAAUAUAAGUGUAGAUGGUACUUUGUGUAGAUGGUACUUUAAAGUCACUUAAAAGCUCAGAUUUAAAGUUUGAACUAUUACUAUUGUUGGGAAAAAAACUUUAGUUUCUCCUAAUGGAUGCCCACACUCGAAAAAAUGUUGAUACUUUGUUAAAAGUUGAAGUUACUUGUGCCCCAAAGUUACUGGUGCCCUAUUUGUAGGCCUAUAAAACCACUUUCAUUUUGUUUUUAAUUAUUGCAAACCCCAGGGACCCAUCAUAAAAACGGUUAUUUGUACCAUACAGUCCAUACAUGUUUAACAUUACUCAGGCAGUUAUAUGGAUUACUAAAUGUAUUUCAGCUAACCUUAAGCCUCAGGUAAUGUUGGACAUCACAUUACUCAGGCAGUUAUAUGGAUUACUAAAUGUAUUUCAUGUGACUGUAAGCCUCAGGUAUUGUUGGAAAAAGUCUUCAUAAGUGAUCAAAACAUUUCUUCUGCAUCUGCAGCUCAAACUGGGGUGUUAGAUUUAAACUUAGUUGUUUAGAUUCAAACUUGGCUGUUUAGAUUCAAACUUGGUUGAUUAGAUUCACACUUGUCUGUUUAGGUUUCUGAGUGAGUUUAAAUAAAUUAUUUUGUCAUUUAGGGACGAGCACUGUCUCGAGCUAAAUCUCGAAGGAACCUUGACUACACUGAUGUGUUGUCUGCCCUUGCCAACCAGGGAAUUAGUAUCAGAAUAGCAUCACCUAAAUUAGUCAUGGAGGAGGUGAGUAAUAUAACUUUCAAUAAUAUGAGGAGUGUCAGUGGUAUUCUGGUUACAAAUGUCAUGGAGGAGGCAGAGCUGUCACGACUGCCUGUGGUCUCAGAGAUUUAAAGGACCCAAGGUUGUGAUUUGGAACAUUUUUUCGGGGUGUAAAUCUGAAGUGUGUCUGGGUGCCUCCCAUGAUCACGCGCAUAACAGCUCUGAAGGGAGGUGGAAAGAAUCAGGAAUAUAUCUUUUUUUAAAUCCUUUAUAUUAACUUCGCUUUUGUUCCUGUGUUUAUUUCCGGCAGGGUGUGUGGCAAAAUCUUCGGAUGGCUAAUUGACCCACUUCCCAUAAACCUAUUAUGUUGAAAGUUGGCACAUGGACUCAUUGCCAAUGACAACACAUUCUUUCAAAUUUUCAGCUCCACCCCCCAACCCCCAAAAAUCAGUUUUUCCUGUUUUUCAAGGGAACGAUAUAUGAUGCCACUGAUUUCACAAAAUAAAAUUCCUGAUAUGCGCUAGAUGAGAUUUUUUUUUUUUUUUAAAUAUGACAAGUGCAUUUGGUGCAUAAGGUUUUCUUUUUUUUUUUCUUAUUUCAAAUUUUCAACCCCCCCCCCCCACCCCCAAAAAUCAGUUUUUCCUGUUUUUCAAGGGAACGAUAUAAUAUGCCACUGAUUUUACAAAAUAAAAUUCCUGAUAUGCGCUAGAUGAGAUUUUUUUUUUUUUUUAAAUAUGACAAGUGCAUUUGGUGCAUAAGGUUUUCUUUUUUUUUUCUGAAAUAGUUGAUGUAAUAAGUGUAUAAGUACGGUGUAUAAGAGGGUGGGUCAUUAGAAUAUCAACAUGAACUAGUUUUUUUGAAUGCAUAUAAAGAAUUAAUAUGAAAAACUUGGAUAUUUUUAAGGGUCGUUAAAUUUGACCUUUGAAACAGCAGCUUUGAAUUUUCCUCUAAAUGUGUUCUAUAACGGAAUUUAGCACACAUCUAAAACCUGCUGUGUAGAGUUGUGUGGCUCAUGGAUGUGGCAUGUUAAGGGCUGUGUAGUUGUGUGGCAGAUGAAUGUGACAUGUUAAGGGCUGUGUAGAGUUGUGUGGCUCAUGGAUGUGGCAUGUUAAGUGAUGUGUAGAUUGUGUGACCGGUUAAUGUGGCAUGUUAAGAAAUAAGAGUGUGACAAAUGAUUUACACCUAAGUUUAAGUAUUUAGUUUUUGUUGAUAUAUAAUCUAAGCUUUUGUGCUUCUGGCAUUCCUUGUGGGGGAAUUAGUUUUCACAGUUGUUGACAAUUUUAAUGCAAAUAUCUUGAUUGGAACUUUCUUUUUGUCCUCAGGCACCAGAAUCUUACAAAAAUGUUACAGAUGUUGUAGAUACUUGUAAGUCUGAGACUAUCUCACAGUUUUCUUUUCUUAAUUGUGUCUCAUUUGUUAAAAUGGAGUUGAAUUGUUAUAAUGUACUUCAAAAGCGGUUUGUAUUCCAAAAUUACAGAACAAUAGGCUUUUCAAAUUAGGGUGUUUUAAAUCCUAUUUCAUCACUGGCUGCACAGCAUAUACGUUCAAUACAGCAUAGCAAGGCAGCACAGUUUUAUUAAUGACAGUACAACAUAUCAGGGCAUUACAGUUUUAUUAAUGACAGUACAACAUAUCAGGGCAUUACAGUUUUAUCAAGGCCGUACAACAUAUCAGGGCAUUACAGUUUUAUCAAGGCCGUACAACAUAUCAGGGCAUUACAGCAUUAGAUGACUAAUUUUACUAACUGAUUAACUAGAUGACUAAUUAUACUAACUGAUCAACUGGAUGACUAAUUUACUUACUGAUCAACAGGAUGGCUAAUUUACUAACUAAUCAACAGGAUGACUAAUUUACUAACUGAUCAACAGGAUGACUAAUUUACAAACUGAUCAACUGGAUGACUAAUUUACUAACUGAUCAACUGGAUGACUAAUUUACUAACUGAUCAACUGGAUGGCUAAUUAACCUAACUGAUCAACUGGAUGGCUAAUUUACUAACUGAUCAACUGGAUGACUAAUUUACUAACUGAUCAACUGGAUGACUAAUUUACUAACUGAUCAACUGGAUGACUAAUUUACUAACUAAUCAACAGGAUGGCUAAUUAACCUAACUGAUCAACUGGAUGGCUAAUUUACUAACUGAUCAACUGGAUGACUAAUUUACUAACUAAUCAACAGGAUGGCUAAUUAACCUAACUGAUCAACUGGAUGACUAAUUUACUAACUGAUCAACUGGAUGACUAAUUUACUAACUAAUCAACAGGAUGGCUAAUUAUACUAACUGAUCAACAGGAUGACUAAUUUACUAACUGAUUAACAGGAUGGCUAAUUUACUAACUGAUCAACAGGAUGGCUAAUUUACUAACUGAUCAACUGGAUGGCUAAUUAACCUAACUGAUCAACUGGAUGGCUAAUUUACUAACUGAUCAACUGGAUGACUAAUUUACUAACUGAUCAACUGGAUGACUAAUUUACUAACUGAUCAACUGGAUGACUAAUUUACUAACUAAUCAACAGGAUGGCUAAUUAACCUAACUGAUCAACUGGAUGGCUAAUUUACUAACUGAUCAACUGGAUGACUAAUUUACUAACUAAUCAACAGGAUGGCUAAUUAACCUAACUGAUCAACUGGAUGACUAAUUUACUAACUGAUCAACUGGAUGACUAAUUUACUAACUAAUCAACAGGAUGGCUAAUUUACUAACUGAUCAACAGGAUGGCUAAUUUACUAACUGAUCAACAGGAUGGCUAAUUUACUAACUGAUCAACAGGAUGACUAAUUUACUAACUGAUCAACAGGAUGGCUAAUUAUACUAACUGAUCAACAGGAUGACUAAUUUACUAACUGAUCAACUGGAUGGCUAAUUUACUAACUGAUCAACAGGAUGGCUAAUUUACUAACUGAUCAACAGGAUGACUAAUUUACAAACUGAUCAACUGGAUGACUAAUUUACUAACUGAUCAACAGGAUGGCUAAUUAUACUAACUGAUCAACAGGAUGACUAAUUUACUAACUGAUCAACUGGAUGACUAAUUUAAUAACUAAUCAACAGGAUGGCUAAUUUACUAACUAAUCAACAGGAUGACUAAUUUACUAACUGAUCAACAGGAUGGCUAUUUAUACUAACUGAUCAACAGGAUGACUAAUUUACUAACUAAUCAACAGGAUAGCUAAUUAUACUAACUGAUCAACAGGAUGACUAAUUUACUAACUGAUCAACUGGAUGACUAAUUUAAUAACUAAUCAACAGGAUGGCUAAUUUACUAACUAAUCAACAGGAUGACUAAUUUACUAACUGAUCAACUGGAUGACUAAUUUACUAACUAAUCAACAGGAUGACUAAUUUACUAACUGAUCAACAGGAUGGCUAUUUAUACUAACUGAUCAACAGGAUGACUAAUUUACUAACUAAUCAACAGGAUAGCUAAUUAGACUAACUAAUCAACAGGAUGACUAAUUAUACUAACCGAUGAACUAGAUAACUAAUUAUAAUAACCAAUUUACUAGAUUUCUAAUUAUGCUAACUGUCAGGAUGACUAAUUAUACUAACUGAUCAACAGGAUGGCUAAUUUACUAACUGAUCAACAGGAUGGCUAAUUAUACUAACUGAUCAACAGGGUGGCUAAUUUACUAACUGAUCAACUGGAUGACUAAUUUACUAACUGAUCAACAGGAUGGCUAAUUAUACUAACUGAUCAACAGGGUGGCUAAUUUACUAACUGAUCAACUGGAUGACUGAUUUACUAACUAAUCAACAGGAUGGGUAAUUAUAAUAACUGAUCAACAGGAUGACUAAUUUACUAACUGAUCAACAGGAUGACCAAUUAUACUAACUGAUCAACAGGAUGGCUAAUUUACAAACUGAUCAACAGGAUGACUAAUUUACAAACUAAUCAACAGGAUGGCUCAUUUACUAACUGAUCAACUGGAUGACUAAUUUACAAACUAAUCAACAGGAUGGCUAAAAUUUACUAACUGAUCAACUGGAUGACAAACAUACUAACUGAUCAACUGGAUGACAAACAUACUAACUGAUCAACUGGAUGACUAAUUUACUAACUGAUCAACAGGAUGGCUAAUUUACUAACUGAUCAACUGGAUGACUAAUUUACUAACUAAUCAACAGGAUGACUAAUUAUACUAACCGAUGAACUAGAUAACUAAUUAUAAUAACCAAUUUACUAGAUUUCUAAUUAUGCUAACUGUCAGCUGAAUUGAAAAAUACAUGCAAUAUUGAAGUGGCUAAUAGUAUUUCAUAUUGUUUAAGAAAAGUUUUUUUUUUUUUAAAUAACUUUUCUCAGUAAAGUAAUAAAUUUGUAAAAAUGAGUCUUACCAUGAGUUCCAGUGAAUGUUCCUAUGAGCACACUUUUCUUUCAUGUUUCAGGCCAUGAGGCAGGUAUAAGCAAGAAGUGCAUCAAAUUACGACCUAUUGCUGUGAUCAAGGGAUGAUGUAGAGCUGUGAGGCUGCUAGUGUCAUGUGGUAGACUGCUAUGGCCAUGUGGCUGUACUAAUGUGUUGAUGAGUAUUGUAAAUGUUGCUACCCAUUUCUGUUGAUGCAAUGUUCUUGUCCAUUGAUUUGAAUUUAAAUAUUUUUUUAUUUUGUUCCAUAAAACUUUCAUAAUGAAGGUGUCUCAACUUUUAUAAUGAAGGUGUCCACAACUUUUAUAAUGAAGGUGUCCACAACUUUUGUUAUGAAGGUGUCCACAACUUUUAUAAUGAAGGUGUCCACAACGUUCAUAAUGAUGGUGUCCACAACGUUCAUAAUGAAGGUGUCCACAACUUUUAUAAUGAAGUGUCCACAACUUUCAUAAUGAAGGUGUCCACAACUUUUAUAAUGAAGGUGUCCACAAGUGUGAGCUAUGUUUUUUAUUGCUAGUUUUUGAUAUUACAAAUUUUUUUUAAAUUCUCCACUUAAGUGAUUGUAUUUUUUGGUUGUUAUUUGUAACAGAGAAAUGAAAAUAGAAUUAGUUUGUAUGACAAGCUUAAGUUGGUCUAGUUUAACAUAGUAUGACAAGGCCAAUUUGGUCUAGUUUAACAUAGUUGAGGUUGAAUGGAUACAAGAUUGUAAAAAAGUUACGCCAAAUCAAGGGAAGUAACAUGAACAGAUUCAUUCAAUUUUAUGCCUUUACAUAAUUAUGUAAAAAUUAAUGUUUCAAAUGUCAUUAUAUUUCAAGGCUCCACCCCUCAGCUAGCUACACUUGUACAUAAGCCAGUUGAACAGGGGAUAGGCUUGGCUACUGUAAACAUUUAAUUUAUUGCCUUUCAGGUAAUAUUAUUGUCAAUUUAUUUACUAAUUUAUCCCAAGAACGUUCAUGACAUUGUCUUUAUUUUUAUUGCCAGAGUUUAUUUUGAAAGUUUGGUUUAUUACAAAUGUUUUACAAAAAACACCGGUCUCAGGAUAUCUCCGUAGCCAAGCUUAUUUAUUGUGACUAUAUAGCAAUGUUAGCCCAGCUUAUUUAUUGUGACCAUAUAGCAAUGUGAAACUCUCCAUCUUCCACAACUAGCCACAUACCAUGUAAAUAAUCACUGUGGAGAAAGGAAACUUUGUAUCUAAGCUGCCUGUUGUUUGACCUGAAUAAACUGUUGAUGAAAAUA
Lymnaea stagnalis (great pond snail) is the source of this 16289-nucleotide messenger RNA. The record is from the annotation of a GenBank genome assembly. NCBI's taxonomy places the organism in Eukaryota, Metazoa, Mollusca, Gastropoda, Lymnaeidae.